GGGAGUGUUGUCGUAGUGUGUGCUUACUUCAAGCCCUGGUUGAACAGACUCGGCUGGACGAUCCAUGGUGAACGGCUUGUGAGGGUAGAUAUUCCUCUGUUCUAGUUCAAAACGAGCGUAGGAGAGCACGAGAUGUCAAAACCACCAAAGUUCCAAGAGUUCAAGAGAACGAGCGGGAGUGCGUCGUGGGUCUCUUGCCGUAUGUAUAUCUGGGCUUACAUCCGACCCCACGCUAAGGCAAGGCUUUUACUCACUUCGCUUCGUCUUGUUUCAAUACUUUCCAAAUCUACGGGAGACCAUCCAAGGGCUCUAAAGUCUCGUGUCCUUCUUAUCCACUCUGGAGGCUACCUACUUUGCAGGACCGAAUCGGAUCCUAGGUUCGACAUCAGGACACGAGCCAAGAUCUGCAACUGUGCCUUCUCGCCCGCAGGAGGAGCAAUGCCAGGUAACAGCCGACAUCGAGACGCCCCCUGCUCCAUUGAUGUCCAAGGUGGCCUCGUCAGACUUUUCCCUUGUUCAAUGAUAGGGUCUCUAUUGGCACGUAGGAUUCUCAAGUUCACCUCAGACUGGAAAAGAGACAUAAACUUGGCAAUCAUCAGGCUACGUACGCUCUACGCGACAGAGACGACGUUGGCGCCAAGGAGGCGGCACAGCAGGGUCUCUAAUUGCGGCCUCUGGUAUCCUGCAGCUAAUAGGGCUGGGCUGACUGAAGUGACGAUUCAUAACGCAGAGCUUCAUGCACUGCCAGAGGUCGGUUGCAUCGGAAAUACCAAAGUCCCUUUCCAGCGUGUCAAUGCCUCUUGAUGAAGGAGAGCAUGGGCGGGGACUUGAAGCGCCAGACCGGGGCCCUGGCUAAUUCGCUGACAGGCAACGAGCUGACAACACUAAGUUAACCUUGUUUGUGAUUGAGAACGGGUCUGAGACUGAAUGAUGAUUCGUGGGGUCGCUUUUGGGGGUUAAUUCUCC
Messenger RNA from Colletotrichum acutatum, 966 nucleotides. RefSeq lists its product as uncharacterized. The record is from RefSeq and is a predicted model, not a curated record. The transcript has a single exon. The coding region runs from base 133 to 804 and encodes 223 amino acids. NCBI's taxonomy places the organism in Eukaryota, Fungi, Ascomycota, Sordariomycetes, Glomerellales, Glomerellaceae.